Messenger RNA from Dermacentor albipictus, 2925 nucleotides. RefSeq names its product transport and Golgi organization protein 2 homolog. The record is from RefSeq and is a predicted model, not a curated record. Lineage: Eukaryota; Metazoa; Arthropoda; Arachnida; Ixodida; Ixodidae. Gene Ontology annotation, biological process: protein secretion; Golgi organization. Gene Ontology annotation, cellular component: Golgi apparatus.
UUGCCGACUUCCGGAGCGUGCGUGGGUACGCCCCCUCCUCCGAGUUCAGCGGGUGCGCGGAUGACGAAACGACGUCGCCGCUGCUCAGGGGCGCAGCAGCAGCCGGAGCUGGCAAUGGUUCGGCACCACUGUUGCUAUCAGGCACCGACCUCGCUCGACAGACCGAGGCGGGAAGAACUCAGCCGCACAACGAUUUGCUGCCGUCAGCCAGAACAGCACUGACUCUUUACAACGAAUUCACAUCACCUUUCGCCGCACCAGUUUUGAGUUAUCCAAUCGGAAGCAACGUGGUCGAUUUCAGGUUGCCCGACUUCCACGAACUCUCGACGGCAAUUGCAAGACUGGUUGGAGUGCGCAGAGUUGAGAGCGUCGGUAGAGAGCACGGCAGUAUAUCGGAGCUUGUCGCCAACACUUAGAGCAGCAGGGCAAGGAUGAUGCACGACGAAACGGGGCGGGAAUGCGCCGUGUUGCUCACGUCCAGCGGCAGUACAGAUCUUCGGAAGGAAGGCCGUUCUUCGGAUGGACGCGGAAGGCUGGAGAAGAAGCAAGAAGGCUCAGUCGCAGCGUGCACUUGGUAUGGACGAAAGGAGAGAAAGUCAGCCUAGGUGGCGCCCAGAAAGUGAGUCGUGUUCGAGUGCCGGCAAGAGAGGCAGCGGCGUCGACAGUGUGAGCGUGCUGCAAGGAGUGGGUCUGGUGGGCCGAGUGCCCACGCCGUGCGCGCGCGCACGCGACUCCGGCGACGACAACGGCGACUCCAAAGAAAGCAACGAACAAAAGCGAGCGGAGAGCCCGAACGCAGUCGCAGCGCGGGGAGGAAAAGAGCAGAAGGAAAAACAAACGGGCCUGGUGGGCGGACCCGGGGCGCGCCGCGUCAAACGCAGCCACCAUUUGGCACCCGCGUGUGGGAGUGCCGUCUUACUUAGGGCGCCGCUCGACGACUACCGCGCUUCACUGUGGGCAUGCCCCGGGGCGCGCGUCAAGCAAAAUACAAAGCGUGCGGAGAUGUUCUGCAGAGGCGCUCUUCCGCGCUGGAGUAGGAGUUCGAGACCGGUGUUCGUAUUUCCGAGAAAGGAGCCCUACAUGGAUUGACGGGCGGCGUAUAGUAAUGACCGUUGGCUACCCUGGUAUACCAUGGAAGAGAGAGAGAGAGAACGCGAUGGACCUGGAAGAAGGCAAGGUGGGAGGCACGUGGCUGGGCAUGAACACUUCCGGCAAGGUGGCAUCCCUGCUGAACAUCAUCCAGCCCCUCGACGAAAUCACCGGCGACGAGAAACUGCCCAGAGGCCACCUGGCGGUGCGGUACCUGGAAGGCGUCCAGGACGGCAUGAGCUACCUGCGCGACCUGCGGCGGAAGGCCAGCGACUACAACAGGUUCCUCCUCGUCACGCUGGACGUCAGCCCUUCAAGGCAGGACAUCCAAGCCUGCUGCUAUACGAACGCCCUCGAUUCCCCACCGGUUCACCUAAAACCAGGUUUCCACGCCUUCGGCAACAGCAACCCGCUGCGUCCGUGGCGAAAAGUGGUCGAGUCGCGGGCGCAGUUCGGCGACAUCGUGCAGCGACAGGGCAAGGUCGGCCGCAAGCAGGCGCUACUCGACGAGCUCAUCGCGAUGAUGAGCAACAGCACCGAGUACUUCCCCGACGACCAGCUGCUGAAGGACGCGGAAGGCAGGUCCGAAGAAUCGCUACGAAGCCUCAGCUCCGUAUUCGUCCGGGUCGAGGACGAGUACUACGGAUCCAGGACACACAGCGUCAUCCUGGUCGACUCCAGAGGCUGUGUGGACUACACCGAGCGCACCAUGCAGCAGCCAAUAGACCUGAACGGCAACGAACCCUGGGUUACGACGAGGCUGCAGUUCGGAAUCCAGGAGCCCGGAUCGCUCGUGUCCCGGCUUUGAGCGCGAUCCAGGCGCCUGUUAUUCAUUGAUCCUUAUUAUUUAUGUCACGCCCGCAGAGUCCACGGCUUCGUCUAUGCUUCUUGCGAAAGCUGCCAUUACGGUGGAGAAGCGUAAUGCGAAGCAAAGAAACACGUUACCUUAAAUCGCUGCUCACUCCGCAAGGCACAAGAGGCCUUGUGUUCAAGAGAAGCGAGGUCAACAAGGCGCACCCUUGGCAUCGGUGUAUGUGUACACAUGCAAGUGAUCCAUCAUCUUGCACGUCCAAUUAACAGUUUGCAGAAUGUACAGCAUUUUUGCCUUUGUAUAUGCAAACAUUACGUCGAGAAAGCUUGGAAGGGCUGCACCGUCCACCAUGCGCAAGAAGCUUCAGGCACAGGGGGGGAGGACCCAAUUUUGAGUCUCCUGUCCCUGGUCAUAUUUGGAACAGCUGUAACAGCCUUAACAGACCCACCUUAGUUGUGAUCAUUCUUGGACCACAUGCCAAGAUGCGGGCACAUAAAAGGUCUAUUGCGUGGCAGCAACAUCAGAAUAUAAAUCGCACUCAUCCUGUACCCGAAAGCAGCCAAGUAUGGCACGCCACUAGUACCACAUUUAGCACACUCCUAGCAUACAGCAGCAGUAGUGCUGCCUGGCUCUUUGCAGGCUCUCCAAACCACCACCACCAACAAACACAGUGUGUUCAGAAAGCCAGAAAGUUUAAUGUAUCAACCCUCAAAAAAUUUUACAAAAAAACUCAACACAUGAGUCAACACAGGACCACGCUGCUAUUGGCUGGAGCCAGCUCACUGCUUCAAACACAAAAUAGGGUGGCAAAACCCAAGACUUUCCUCAGGCCCUUUGGCAGGGUCUCCAUGCAAUGAAAGGAGAAGCACUUGUCCACAGGAGCAGUCUUUGUAUAAACCAGCGAAUACCUACAAGGAAGAGUUGAUGGGCCCAGCUAUUCAAGCAAGCAGCGAGUUCAUAAAAAUCACAUCUGGGUGCCCCUCCACUUCAAUCUGCUCAUAGACGUAGUUGCGGUUACACCGGCA